This is a messenger RNA of Paralichthys olivaceus (Japanese flounder), 1169 nucleotides long. It is a transcript of the gene irf4a, whose product is annotated as interferon regulatory factor 4a. Gene Ontology annotation, biological process: regulation of transcription by RNA polymerase II; immune system process. Gene Ontology annotation, cellular component: nucleus. NCBI's taxonomy places the organism in Eukaryota, Metazoa, Chordata, Actinopteri, Pleuronectiformes, Paralichthyidae. Gene Ontology annotation, molecular function: DNA-binding transcription factor activity, RNA polymerase II-specific; protein binding; RNA polymerase II cis-regulatory region sequence-specific DNA binding. The record is from RefSeq and is a predicted model, not a curated record.
UCAGCGGGGGAGCUCACACGAUCAAAGAGAUGAACCUGGAUGAGGAUAGCGGCCUGUCCGUCAGCUGUGGCAAUGGCAAACUGAGACAGUGGCUGAUCGACCAGAUCGACAGCAGGAUAUAUCCCGGGCUGGUUUGGGAAAACGACGAAAAGACAAUUUUUCGGAUUCCAUGGAAACAUGCAGGGAAGCAAGAUUAUAACAGGGAGGAGGAUGCUGCGCUCUUCAAGGCAUGGGCAUUGUUCAAAGGAAAAUAUAAGGAGGGUGUGGACAAGCCAGAUCCCCCCACAUGGAAAACUAGGCUUCGCUGUGCGCUCAAUAAAAGCAACGACUUCGAUGAGUUAAUAGGAAGAAGCCAACUGGACAUCUCAGAGCCCUACAAAGUCUACAAAAUCAUCCCAGAGGAAGCCAAAAAAGGAAUGAAGAUGAGCAGUAUGGAGGAGACACCUUCACAUGUGAAUACCCUUGGCUAUAUUCCUCAGUAUGGCUCUCUGCAUAACCAGGUACCUGGCUACAUGGUUUCUCAGGAGCGGAGGGACUGGAGGGAUUACUCGCCCGCUGAACAACAGGCCCUUGCUCCUCCACAUCACCACGGACCACAUGCAGAACUGCAGUACAGCCACUACCCAUCCCCCAUCAGCCGCGCUUGGCCUGGGUCACACGCAGAAAAUGGUUUUCAGCUCUCCUUCCACACCCACUUUGCAGAGUCACAACCACCCGUGUAUACAAUGGACCACAACAACACAAUAACAGAUUUCAGACUGCAUGUGUCCCUGUACUACAGAGAGUCUCUGGUGAAGGAAGUUACCACCACCAGCAUGGACGGUUGCCGGAUCACCUCUGCUUCCUCCUCCUCCUCCUCCUCCUCUUCAUCCUCUUCCUCCCCCACUUCUCCAUGCCCAGAGGACAAGAUUCACAGUGGGGCAGAAAUCAUCCUUUUCCCAUUCCCAUACCCCGAGUCCCAGAGGCAGGGUGCUGAGAUGCUUCCUAAUGUACUGGAGAGGGGGGUGCUGCUUUGGAUGAUGCCCGAUGGGUUGUACGCAAAGCGCCUGUGUCAGGGACGAGUGUAUUGGGAGGGACCCCUUGCUCCGUAUCUGGAUAAACCCAAUAAGCUGGAGAAGGAGCAGCCAUGCAAACUGUUUGACACCCAGCAAUUCCUUAUUGGUAAGUAG